Molecule: messenger RNA, 2365 nt
Organism: Anopheles funestus (African malaria mosquito)
Lineage: Eukaryota; Metazoa; Arthropoda; Insecta; Diptera; Culicidae
Exons: 9
Biological process (GO): iron ion transport
Cellular component (GO): plasma membrane
Molecular function (GO): oxidoreductase activity; copper ion binding
Source: RefSeq, a predicted model, not a curated record
AAAACUCAUCAGCGCAUUCCAUCUACCGCAGCACGACUGUGGCCACAGCUGCUGCAACUUAUCAAUACGCCUCCACCCAUCGUGCGACGCAUCGUACCGGGUGUACAGUGUGACCGGCCGUGCACACCUGAUGGACCACCGUUAAUAUGCCACUUUCACUGGAAGUUGGAAAAUUUCGCCACCAUGGGAUCUUCCUGCCGGCACUGUCGGCUCGGCUAUCGAAAGCACUGCUUCUAUCGACAGUGCAUCACGGCAAAUGGGUUGGAGCGUGGCGUUUUCACCAUCAACCGACGCAUUCCGGGACCGGCAAUUCACGUCUGCAAGCACGAUACCAUCGUGGUGGACGUUGAGAACCAGCUCGAAGGGCUCGGUUCGACGAUCCACUGGCACGGUUUCCAUCAGAAGGACAGCCCUUGGAUGGACGGUGUACCGAUGGUAACUCAAUGCCCGAUAGAUCAGGAUACGGCCUUUCGCUAUCGCUUUACCGCGGUGGAAGCCGGCACACAGUUUUACCACUCGCACACCGGCUUUCAGAAGGCGAACGGACACUACGGUAUGGUGGUCGUUCGCGACCCGAGCGAUCUCAAUCGGGGCCACUACGACUACGAUUUGUCCGACCAUCGAAUUAUCAUCGCGGACUGGACGCUGGACAUGGUGGAAAAGUGGGUACCGGGCAUCCAAACCGAUUCGAUGCGCGUCGACUCCAUCCUCAUCAAUGGCCGCGGGCGGUACUUUAAUGAAACGACCGGUACUCGAACGAAUGCCCCGUUGACCGUGUUCCAGGUGGUAUAUGGCAAACGGUACCGCUUUCGACUGAUCAGCAGCGGUAGCCAGUACUGUCCGUUUCAGCUGCAGAUACAAAAUCACAGUAUGUUAAUCAUCUCCACCGAUGGAGGAACGGUACAACCCCAGUACACCGUGGAUACGCUGGUGUCCAUCUCCGGCGAACGAUACGAUUUUGUGCUGACAGCUAACCAACCUCCGGGCAAUUACUGGGUACGUGUCCGGGCGAUCGGUUUCUGCGAUCCAAUGCGCGUUGAAGAUUUUGCCAUCCUGUCCUACCGCACAGUGGAAUCGUCCAUCCCGGACAGUGGACUGACGGUGGAACAAACGUUGGCCUAUCCGAAGGUACCGUUGCCUUCGUACGACGAACCAUUUCCGGAAGGUAUCGUGUUUAACCACCAAACCGCACCCUGCUACACACCCAACGAUACCUACAUCUGUGCCGCGGAUCUGGAAUCGUACGAGGUGUUCCGGGACAAUGCACUUAUCGACGUCGUGCCAGAUCAUACGUUUUUCCUUGGAUUUAAUGUUAUCAAAGCGAAUAAUAGUCUACUGUUCUCGGAUCGUGGUUUCAGCCAUUUUGCAACCGUCACAGAUGACUUCAACACGAUCGGUGCAACGAACAUGAUCAGCUUCGUGCCACCAUCCUUCCCAUUGCUGAUCCAACCCGAGCUGAUAGUCAACGAGACUGCACAAUUUUGCAACGUUAGCCACAAACCGGCCCAUUGCACCGAUGACCAUUUGUGCUUCUGCACUCACCGCAUGAAGGUGAAACACAACGAUGUCAUCGAGAUCGUACUGUACGAUACGGCGAAGGUGCGACAAAAGUUCUACCAUCCAUUUCAUCUCCACGGUCAUCGAUUUAUAGUGACCGAUACUGGCCGCUUUCCGAGCGACAUCCUUACGGAUCAGAUAGCAUACCUGCGGAACCUGCAAACCAUUCGGCGUCCAAACGCGCACUGUCCACCGUACAAGGAUACGAUGUCCAUACCGAACCGGGGCUACGUACGGGUACGGUUCCGUGCGGACAAUCCGGGCUUCUGGUUAGUGCACUGUCACUUUGAAUGGCAUCUUGCCAACGGUAUGGGGCUGGUGCUGCAGAUUGGUGAACCGGAUGAAAUGCUCAAACCGCCAGCCGACUUCCCCCGGUGUGGUAGCUAUCAACCACCGCUGGAGACUGUUAGUGAGCAAGGCAAUAGUGCGGUACCCUAAUGCGAUGUGAUCCUUAAUUUAUCGCCAAAAGCUAAUGUUUGAGCGUGUUCCUAGGCUAGGAAUAAAUUUUGAAUUUAUCUUCAAACAAACGUUUCUCCGUCUUGAAGCAUUUUGUGCUGCAUUCGAAAGGUUAAUGUCUUUGCCCUGUACCACGAUUAAGAGAGAUGUCUUUAUAUUGAUAUGAUUGGCAUGGGGGAGGAAUGUGAAAUAUUGUAAAUACACAGGCAUUUGUUAAUAUUACUAAUCAAAUCAUUUGAUCAGCGAAUUUCGGGUAAUGUAAGAGAUGUUGUGCUACACAAAAGAAGCGAAAAAAAAAUACCAAAACUAACAAAGGAUUUCACAACGUAUUCGUUUUGUUGUACCUUUAAAA